Rattus norvegicus (Norway rat) is the source of this 4485-nucleotide messenger RNA. RefSeq names its product zinc finger and BTB domain containing 18 (gene Zbtb18). Gene Ontology annotation, cellular component: nucleus. Gene Ontology annotation, biological process: negative regulation of transcription by RNA polymerase II. The record is from RefSeq and is a predicted model, not a curated record. Lineage: Eukaryota; Metazoa; Chordata; Mammalia; Rodentia; Muridae.
AAUGUCGGAUAUAGUGGAAUAGGGCGAGGGCAUCUGUGGAAAGGAGGGUGUGUGUGUGGCAGGGAAGUAAUAUAUCUAUCUGCACAGAGUGCCUCCCGAACGAGUUCAGAAUUAUGUCAUUCACCGCGAAGUUACAGAAAGUUAGGUUUGUGACUCGUGAGCAAGAGCAGGACACAGUUGGGGUUUUGUUCUCUAGCUCCCUGCCUCUGUUUUCUAAGGCGAGCCUAAGUGGUUGUCGCCUGGGUUGGGACGCUUGUGCCUCAGGCCCCAACUUCUUUUUUCUACUCCUCAACCUCCCAAGAGUCCGUGGAGAUGUGUCUGAUAUUCAUAGAUGUCGCAGCACCUUACAGGGCACCCAGCGACCCAGCCCCGGUUACAUUAACAUUUCAUCAGCCAUUAGAAAAGAUCCACAAACUGUAGCCAAAAAAAGUUCCCAAAGUCUACACUUGGCUUCCCACCCCUUCUGGUGAUCACAACCCCCUUCCCCCCAAAGUGAUAGAGUCCAAGGACAAGACAAAAGUGACGACUUUUCUGAGCAGGAAGACGAAUGUGUGGUCAAACAGCCAUUCUAAGUGACUGUAGCAGGUUUCGUCAGUUUAUUCAUUUGCCUCAUUGAACUGAAAUACUUUCCAGGAUUUCAGAAGUGCAGUUUCAGUUUGUUAAUGCUGAGAGUGGAAAUUUGCACUAACGGCGGCGGUGUGAACUGUUUUCCUGGGAGGUAGUUGCAGAUAAGUUGCUUAGUCUGCUUUUUUUCCACCGAUGUAACAGACCUGCAGCCAGCAAGACUCCGAGGGAAGGACUUAAUCAAGUUUAUGUGUCCUAAAGGUUAUGAAGACAGUAUGGAGUUCCCAGACCACAGCAGACAUUUGCUGCAGUGUCUGAGCGAGCAGAGGCACCAGGGCUUUCUUUGUGACUGCACUGUUCUGGUGGGAGAUGCCCAGUUCCGGGCACACCGAGCUGUACUGGCUUCAUGCAGCAUGUAUUUCCACCUCUUUUACAAGGACCAGCUGGACAAAAGAGACAUUGUUCAUCUGAACAGCGACAUUGUGACAGCCCCCGCUUUCGCUCUCCUGCUUGAAUUCAUGUACGAAGGGAAACUCCAGUUCAAAGACUUGCCCAUUGAGGACGUGCUAGCAGCUGCCAGUUAUCUCCACAUGUAUGACAUUGUCAAAGUCUGCAAAAAGAAGCUGAAAGAGAAAGCUACCACAGAGGCAGACAGCACCAAAAAAGAAGAAGAUGCUUCAAGUUGUUCGGAUAAAGUCGAGAGCCUCUCGGACGGCAGCAGCCACAUGGCAGGUGAUCUGCCCAGUGAUGAAGACGAAGGCGAAGAUGACAAAUUGAACAUUCUACCCAGCAAAAGGGACUUGGCAGCUGAGCCUGGGAACAUGUGGAUGCGAUUGCCCUCAGACGCAGCAGGCAUCCCCCAGGCUGGCGGAGAGGCCGAGCCACACGCCACAGCAGCUGGAAAAACAGUAGCCAGCCCCUGCAGCUCAACAGAGUCUUUGUCCCAGAGGUCUGUCACCUCCGUGAGGGAUUCGGCAGAUGUUGACUGUGUGCUGGACCUGUCUGUCAAGUCCAGCCUUUCAGGAGUUGAAAAUCUGAACAGCUCUUAUUUCUCUUCACAGGACGUGCUGAGAAGCAACCUGGUGCAGGUGAAGGUGGAGAAAGAGGCAUCCUGUGAUGAGAGUGAUGUUGGCACUAAUGACUAUGACAUGGAACAUAGCACUGUGAAAGAGAGUGUGAGCGCUAACAACAGGGUACAGUAUGAGCCGGCCCACCUGGCUCCUCUGAGGGAGGACUCGGUCUUAAGGGAGCUGGAUCGGGAGGACAAAGCCAGCGACGAUGAGAUGAUGACCCCAGAGAGCGAGCGGGUGCAGGUGGAAGGAGGCAUGGAGAGCAGUCUGCUUCCCUAUGUCUCCAAUAUCCUGAGCCCCGCGGGCCAGAUCUUCAUGUGCCCCCUGUGCAACAAAGUCUUCCCCAGCCCCCACAUCCUGCAGAUCCACCUGAGCACGCACUUCCGCGAGCAGGAUGGCAUCCGCAGCAAGCCUGCCGCCGAUGUCAAUGUGCCCACGUGCUCUCUGUGUGGGAAGACUUUCUCCUGCAUGUACACCCUCAAGCGCCACGAGAGGACUCACUCAGGGGAGAAGCCCUACACGUGCACCCAGUGCGGCAAGAGUUUCCAGUACUCACACAACCUGAGCCGCCACGCCGUGGUGCACACCCGUGAGAAGCCCCAUGCCUGCAAGUGGUGCGAGCGCAGGUUCACGCAGUCCGGAGACCUGUACAGACACAUCCGCAAGUUCCACUGUGAGUUGGUGAACUCCUUGUCGGUCAAAAGUGAAGCACUGAGCUUGCCCACUGUCAGAGACUGGACCUUAGAAGAUAGCUCUCAAGAACUUUGGAAAUAAUUUUAUAUAUAUAUAUAUAAAUUAUAUAUAUAUAUAUACAUAUAUAUACAUAGAUCUCUAUAUAGUUGUGGUACGGUCUAAAAGCAGUCUUGUUUCCUGGAACUGAAAAGUUGGAAUCUUGUUUUGCACUUUAGAAUAAUAGCAUGAGAAUCUCACUAAUUUAGCAUUCUGAUAAAGAAACUAGAGAAGUCACAAGUAGAGAGCUGUCUUUCUUUUGAGGGUUAGGCCAAGUUAGCCAAUAAAACCUUCUCAACAAAUGGGUCUGUCGCAGAACGCCUCACACGGCUUACUUUUGUACACACUGCAUUGUCUUGAGCACUUUCCUUGUGCUCCACACUGUUUAGUUUUGUUUUGUUUUCAGAGUAGAAAUCCCCUCCAGUUUAUAGCCUCUUUAUAUGUCUCAAAUUGCAUGAAUAUUUUCUGGCUGUUGGAAACCUGAAUGCUUUUAGACCCAAAUGGAAAAUUUCUGAAAUGCUGGAUUAUCUAUUUUUAAACAAGCAGUUGACUUAAAACUUUCUGUGGCAACUUCUGGUUUUCUGAUGGUCCCCAGUGAGAGAAAUCUGACAGUACACUGGGUCACUGGGACUGUCUCUGUGAAGGUUUGCUUGAGAUGAAAAGGAUAUUGCAGCUUCAGCAGUGUUGAACUGUGUGUUUAAAAUGUGAAUUACUGUUCUUGUAUACUGUAAUUGAUUACGCGGGCUGGGGGGGUCAAAGAACUUGACAGGUUGUGUUGAUGCUCUUAGUUGAGUCUUGAAAAGUAAAUAUUAACGCUACAGAAAUGCAUGAGUUUCAAUAUAUUUUUUGUCUUUGUUUGCAUUGUAUAACUUUAACGAGUGAGUUUAAAAUUAUUUAAUUUCCUUAGAAAAAUAGCACCAUUUGGGAAAAAAAACUGGUGUUACGAAGAACAUAAAUGCACUGUUUUUAUUUUUAUUUUUAUUUUAUAUAAUUUAAAUUGACUUUUCCCACGUCUUUAAGUUUGAAACUGUUAAGCUGAAUAAAAACUUAAGCUGCAAAUCGAUAACUUCGCUACAUUACAAGGAGCAUAGAAAUGUUUACAAACGGCUUACAGAAUUGCAUGUGCAGGGUCCAUCCACACCACACUUGUAAUUGCACAGAACCCAUGCCAGCUCAGAGUUUAGGUGUACACACGUACCCAGCCGAGUGAUUUUAGAGUAACUACUGCACAAAUUGACAAUAGGUCAUAGGUCAUUCUCUCUCUCUCCCCCCCUUUUGCUUCCCUUUUCUUUUUCUCCCCUAUUUCCUUUCCUUCCCCCUACCCCCUAACUCAUGAAAAGACUCUAUGGACUGAAAAGCCCCAGGCUGAAAGGACUGAACUGCCUUGAUUGACAUGGGGAAGGGGGUUAGUAGACUGUGUAUCGGCAGCACAGGCUGCAGCUCGACGUGUGGGUCUGAUGGCCAGCGUGCAGGGCAGAGCAUUUUGCACACUGUUUGUUUUCCUGUCUUGCACUUACAAAUAAGGUCUAUGGGAGUAGCAUGGAAAACGGUUGUUGUUUUUCCCUUUUUCUUUUUUAAUUGCUUUUGUUUAAAAUUUGAUCGCCUUAACUACUGUAAACAUAGCCUAUUUUUGUGCUUAAGAUACUGAAUGGAAAACUCCAUUGUGUGUUGCUGGACUGUUUUGGAAAUAUUUGGUCAAAUGUAUGUUAAUUUGGCUGUAAUGGCAUUUAAAGCAAGCAAACAAACAAACAAAAAAAGCUGUGAAAAUGGCCUUGGAGCAUUAUCUUUAGUUACUUGAAGAGUUUCUGGGUUUUUUUUUAAUACAGUUUAUGUUAAAAUAAUCUUUAUUAAUUUAGAGAAGACAAUCAAUGUCUGUGAAAGAACGGACUCUUUGGAUUUUUUUUUUUUUUUUGUGGUCAUUGUGAGUGAUUGCUUUUUCUUUUCCUUAGUUUCACAUUCUUCCUUUGUUGUAAAUCUUAGACUGACAUCUAGCUUUGACAAUCAUAGUAUGUUUUAUUUCCUGAGGGGGAAUAACUUACAAUACUGUUUAGUUUUGUACUAUUGGUGUGUUGGUGAAUUUUUAAACUGUGUGCUAACUGCAAUAAAUUAUAUGAACUGAGAA